Messenger RNA from Oncorhynchus nerka (sockeye salmon), 4392 nucleotides. Its product is annotated as growth factor receptor-bound protein 14-like. Gene Ontology annotation, cellular component: cytoplasm; plasma membrane. NCBI's taxonomy places the organism in Eukaryota, Metazoa, Chordata, Actinopteri, Salmoniformes, Salmonidae. Gene Ontology annotation, biological process: negative regulation of insulin receptor signaling pathway; insulin receptor signaling pathway. The coding region runs from base 1383 to 2729 and encodes 448 amino acids. The transcript is spliced from 13 exons. The record is from RefSeq and is a predicted model, not a curated record.
UUUUUUUACUAGGGUUUUCCUAUACAUAUAUUAAAAUAUCUUCCUGACACACAAAUCCUAAACCUUGUGUAGUGUAGGAUCGUGUCCAGUGCAUUUGUGUGGAGGAACUCAUGUCAACCCGUCAUCUGCAGGAGUAACGCAGUAAAAGCUGUUUCACCCCCUGACAAACCCUGCCCUGUUCCUCCAUGAAACACGAUCCUUUGGAGAUUUGAUUUGGCAAAUUCUCAGGAAGUGACUUCCACAGAGGGACACAACUAGAUUCCUGCCUAGAUGUUUUUUUCCACAGCCUGAUUUAGAGGCUCCUUCACACAGUUUUCAUCUUUUUUUUGUUUCUUUUUUUGUUGUUGCUUUUGUCAUUUCUACCGCUGGAAAUGCAUUGGAUGCAAUGUAAUGUUUUAUACAGUAAGUGCUCUGGGCUUUGAGAUGAUCGUCUUCGGCUUUCUACUUCAACCUCCGUGACUUCAGUGUUACUGCAAUGUAUGAGAUGAUUAGUGCGUCAUUGUUAGCUUGUCCGUCUGUACUGUACAGACAACUCACCAAAAGGACAUUAAAGUAAUCCCAGUAAUGCAGUCCCUUGGCUUUUGUUAGGUACCCGCAAAGGGGGAUCCUUACGUGUUUUUUGGGUCUUGUAAAUCUCGGCACUGACAUUUUAAAAACGAGAUUUUCUUUAUUACUUCAUUGAGGGGUGACGUCAUAGUUGGUGGUUGUGAUUCGCUGCGGUCUCCUUAAGGGCGCUGACCCCAGCUCGGCUGGAGCACUGUGGCCUCGUUUCACUCCACAAAAGAGGGCUGGUGCAUCCUGCCCCAUGAUCCGCCUUAAACCAAGGCACAGAGACCCGUGCACACAGAAAGAGGCAGCCAGUUGGUCUUUACUGUGACUCUCUUCCUCCCUUCUCCCCGCCCACCCCUGUCAACUUUAGACGGAGUUGACCCAACUAGCAUUACAUUUAACCAGCACCUUUGUAAUGGCUUUAGAGCUCACGCAGGGCUUUAUGCUAAGAACUCAAAUUGCCAUGGCUGUGUGAAUAGGGAGGGGGAGUGAGCCUUUUGACUCUUUUCUCCUCCUCCUCCUGGGCUGUGUGGAGCAGAGCAGGCUGAUCCUGGGCUCUUUUACUUGGGGGGGGGGGGGGAAAGGUAGCAGGUGAUUGGGCCAUAGCCCCAGUGACAUAUAUCUGUGGAGUCAGGAAAACGCUGUGCUCAGAGGCAGCUCUUUCUAAUUAGCUCAUUUCUGCCCCACUGCAGUAAAGAGAGGAGAAAGAGAGGGAGAGCGGGCUCUACUUUCCGCUUCUCAGCUGAUACCGACUCGCUACUCGGCUCUGUUCUGUUCGGCUCUGCACUGUCUGCCUGUCUGAUGCAUGUUCCUCACUAAAAGCCCGGUUUACAAUGCUGUGCACUCAGCCCUAUAUAGGCUGCAGAGUUCGCUCAAAUUCACAGGUCUUGUCUCCCAACCGAAAGGUAAUCAAAGUGUAUAAUGAGGACAAUACAAGUCGAACAGUAGAGGUUCCCACUGACAUCACAGCCCGGGACAUAUGCCAGCUGUUUGUCCUGAAGAAUCACUGCAUUGACGACCACAGCUGGACUCUGUUUGAGCAUCUCACCCAUCUAAGCAUAGAAAGAAUCAUAGAAGACCAUGAAUCUGUUAUGGAGGUGCUGUCUGGUUGGGCCAUGGACACAGACAGUCGGUUAUAUUUCCGGAAGAACUAUGCCAAAUAUGAAUUCUUCAAUAAACCGCUGGAUUUUUUCCCAGAUCACAUGGUGUCCAUAUCAAGUGAAACCAACGGGAUGAUGAAUCAUUCUCAGCUAAUACAGACUUUUCUCAACUCAAGCACUUGUCCAGAGAUCCAUGGGCACCUCCAUGCCAAAGAACAAGGCAGGAAGUCUUGGAAGAAGUUCUACUUUGUCUUGAGGAGGUCAGGUCUCUACUUCUCCAACAAGGGGACAUCAAAGGAACCAAGACAUCUCCAGUUCAUCGCCGAGUUCAGUGACGGCGACGUCUACACGUUACUAUCAGCGAGAAAGAUACACGGAGCGCCUACGGACUAUGGCUUCUGUGUCAAGUCUACCAAGCGUGGCUCUCCACGGGACCUCAAGCUGUUAUGUGCAGAUGACGAGCAAACCAGAACCUGCUGGGUCACUGCCAUGCGCCUCUUUAAGUAUGGGAUGCAGCUGUACCAAAACUUCAUUCAACCACACCAGAAACAGAAAACACCUAUGAGAAGUAUCUCCGAGAACUCCUUGGUGGCCAUGGACUUCUCAGGACACAAGAGCCGGGUGAUCGAGAACCCCUCGGAGGCGCUGUCCGUAGCCGUGGAGGAGGGGCUCUCAUGGAGGAGAAAAAGCUGCCACCGUCUGAGCUCCCAUGGAAGCCCGUCCACCUCUCAGAGUCCCAUGUCAAACAUAGCUCUCCAUAUGGCCCAGCCCUGGUUCCACAGCAAACUGUCCAGAGAUGAGGCACACCGCUUAAUCACUCAACAGGGUCUGAUUGAUGGAGUAUUUCUUCUAAGGGACAGCCAAAGCAACCCCAAUACAUUUGUACUGUCACUGUGUCACACACAGAGAAUCAAACACUUUCAGAUCUUACCGGUGGAUGAAGAGGGGGAAUUGUUCUACAGCCUAGAUGACGGUCAGACGCGCUUCACUGAUCUGAUCCAGCUAGUGGAGUUCUACCAGCUCAACCGAGGAGUGCUGCCCUGCAAACUCAAACACCACUGUGCCUGGAUCACCCUCUGAGGGGGAAGGGGUCUCCAAGGGCCCCAUACAUACCUUUAAUCACAGCCAAUAUCCCUCUAGAGAACCAACCACCCACGCAUCCCUCCUUCCCUCCCAUGCCAUGGCAAAGGAGACACCGAGAACACCUCCAGACAUAAGCAAACUGAAACCACUUAUCACCUUCUAGAAUCCAUUCUCUUGGAGAAAACCGUGGUGAUCCAAUCUUUUGUAAUGACUUGUGUUUUUCACUAAACUAUGAAAUGGGUGUUAUGGUGAAAAAAAUACAUGACGACAUUGUGUCAUACGUGACCAUAGGUGUUGAGAAACCUGGCGUUGGAAAAAAGUGAAUCUACUGUAGAAUAUAUGUGACUGAGAGGGCUCUAUUGCGAGCCCAUUGGUUGGCCCUGUAUGUUAGCCCAGGUGUGGUGACGAAUCACAAACACCACGGGGACUGUGUGGAGUCCAAACUUCCGUUAAUAUACUGUAUACACAAUGCAAGCAUGAUCCACAUUGUAUCGGCUCACUUUACUACUCUCUAUGGGAAUAAACAUUUACUGUAGCCAACGGUUGAAACCGUAGAGCGAGAGCUGAUAUUUGACAGUGUGUGUUCACACCUCGAGAGUAGAAUGACCAGUGUGGUAUAGCCAUCAAUGUGCAUUAUGGGCACAGUUAAGCUGAACCUGGUAAUUAGUCAGUAGAAGGGGAUCACUGCUACCAGACAAGACGAGGCAUGAUGGGAAAUGUAGUAUGUUGUCUCUAGAGUAGGCUGGUGGGAAGAGCUAUAGGAGGAAGGGCCCAUUUGUAAUUGCUGGAAUGGAUUAAAUGAAACGGGGGGUGAACAUGUGGUUUCCAUAAGUUUGAUACCGUUCCAUUAAUUCCAUUCCAGCCGUUACAAUGAGCCCGUCCUCCUAUAGCUCCUCCCACUAGCCUCCUCUGGUAGGCUACUGUGGUCCUCUGGCCUUGGUCAUCUCCUGGGUAAGCGAAGCUGUUUUUAUCAAAUCUCAAGGAAUUCCGGUGUAUUUCUAAAAAAACAAACAAAUGAUUUUUUAUCUUCGAGGUAUGAGUAGCCGAGGAGAAUUCAAAGUGGUUUCAUGUUGUUUAAGCUGGACAUUGACCGCUGUAGGGAGAGCAUGCACAACAACAUGCUUUUACUAGCCUGCACUGUACAUUUAUUGGCAAUGUAUUGGUUGCAUUUGAAUCAAUAAACGGAAGGCUGCUCCCUUUUUGUUCUCGCAAGACCAGCAGAAGAUAUAUUUGACUGAUUUGAGAUUCAAAGAUAGAAAUACAGUAUAAUAUUGUGAUUUUUUUUUUUUAUUGAUCAAAAUCUGAAUUGUUGUACAUUGAAAUGAAUGUUUUAUAGUCUUUUUUUCUCUCUCUCAGAUUCAGGUAAAGCAUGUGCAGCACCUGAAAUGGUUACAUUUUGAUGUAAAGAACCAUGACUUCUAUCAUGUACUGUUUUGUUGCUUCAUUUUGGAAAUGGUACUGUAAUCAUACAGCAAUUUAUACAGACAGGUUUCACCAGUACAAUAUAAGAAAACAAGGUGUAACUUACUUUGAUACAAGUGACAAGCAAGACAUGUUAACAAUGCAUUUCACACAAUAUUUCUUUUUAACAUAAAGAACAGUGCAUUUAAACAGUAAUGAUGUCAUGGACUGCAAUGUUUUAUAAAGGAAGCAAAAUCAA